AUGUUUUUUUAUUUGAAUAAUAUACCUAUUUAUUGUUUUAAAGAAUAUAAAAAUUUUACGAUCAUACAAUUUUGUGAUUUUCUAUAUGUAAUGAUUCCGAGAUUUUGUUAUCAUAGCAAAUUAUCAAUUGCAGGUAAUUGUCGUAUGUGCUUAGUUGAAUUAAAUAAUGGUAUUAAACCAGUAAUAGCAUGUGCUACUAGUAUUAUUAGUAGCAUAGAGAUAGUAUUAGAUUCUUUAUUAGUAAAAAGAGCUAGAGAAAAUGUUUUAGAAUUCUUAUUAAUUAAUCAUCCAUUGGAUUGUCCAAUUUGUGACCAGGGAGGUGAAUGUGAUUUACAGGACCAGACGUUAAUGUUUGGUAGUGACAGGGGUAGGUUUAGAGAGAUGAAACGUUCUGUAGAAGAUAAAGAAAUGGGUCCUGUCGUAAAAACUAUAAUGACUAGGUGUAUUCAUUGUACUAGAUGUUUACGUUUUUCUGAAGAGAUACUAGGAGUUCGUGAUCUAGGUAUGAUUGGUAGGGGUUCAGAAUCGGAAAUAAAAAUGAAUAAUGUAUUUUUUCUAGAUAGUGAGUUGUCUGGAAAUAUCGUGGAUCUUUGUCCUGUCGGAGCAUUAACAUCUAAACCAUUUGCAUUUACUGCUAGGCCGUGGGACUUAAAAUCUAUAGAAAGUAUAGACGUCUUAGAUAGCUUGAAUAGUAGUAUCAGAAUAGAUAUAAAAGGAAAUCGUAUUUUUAGAAUUUUACCACGUUCAAACGAAUAUAUUAAUGAAGAUUGGAUUUCGGAUAUUACUAGAUUUAGUUAUGAAUCACUUCAAUCGUUUAGAAUCAAAUAUCCUUACUUAUCGUUGGCUAAUAGUUUUUCUGAAUUAUUGAUUGAUAAUUUAUUUGUACGUUUAGAAUGGGAGCAAUGUUUUGAAUACACUAAAUUUCUUUUUCGUAGUAUUAAAAUGAAUUAUAUUAGCUUCGUAGCUUCUUAUGGGGUAGGAUUAUUUAAUAUUAAUUUUUUCUAUUUUUUUACUAAGCUAAUAAAAAAUAGUAUAUUUUUUAUUGAAAAUUUGCCAUGUUAUAAUAUAGACUUUAGGAAUAAUUUUAUAAUUUCUGAUUUUUUUAAUUUUACAAAAUCAAAUUUUUUUAUUUUUUAUAAUAUUAAUUUAAAAAAUAAUUUUCCAGUAUUUAAUGCACGAUUCAAUAACUAUUUGAAUAAUAGUUACUAUAAAAAAUUUGUAUUUUUUAUAGGUGGUUUUAUUAAAGAUUCCUAUAUUUCAUAUCAUAUAGGAUUUGGUGCUUCUUGUUUUUUUUCACUUCUUAGAGGUAAGAACCUGAAUAAUCAUUAUUUUUUUAGAUUGUCAUAUAGAAAUUUAAAUCUGAAUUUAUUAGAUUCGGAUAACACAUUAAAAAACUAUAUAUGUAGUUUAAAUAUUUUUGAUAAAAAUGAAAUAAAUAACCUUUGUUUUUAUCCUAAUAUUUCAGGAUAUUUUGAAACAGGAAUGAACAGUUUGCUUAGUUCUAGUUCUGUAAAGGACAGCGAAUUUGGUUAUUUCUAUAAAACAAAUAAAAUAGCAAAAGGUGUCUUUUCUUUUUAUCACGGUUAUUAUUUACCAGAAAUGGAAAGUUUUACUGUAAAAUAUAAUUAUUUAUUUUUACCAAGUCAUACUUUUUUCGAAUCUGAAGAUUUAUAUGUUAAUAUUUUUGGUGACGUACAAUCAUCUAAUCAAGUAUUAGAUCCUUCCGAAAAAGAACAAGUGAGGUCUGAUUUCUAUAUAAUAAAAAAUAUAUUUUCUAUUUUGUUAUGUAACGUAGAUAAGAGAAGUGGCUAUUCUUUUAUUUCUCUUGAUUAUAUAUUAAAUGAAUUAGUUUUUUAUUAUUUAUCAUACUACGUAUCUAUAUUUGACGUCAUGCCUACUAGUACAGUAAGAAAAACUGUUGCUUAUGUUAAUAAUGACUAUCUGAAAUUUUUUUUAAAAAAAAAUAGUAUCUUGAAUUUAGAUGUUAGGUCUAUGUUUAUUACUAAAUAUUCUACGACAUUGAAUGGAUUUUAUAAAUUAAGAAAUAUGAAGACUUUAAGUUCUUUUUAUUAG
Messenger RNA from Naegleria fowleri, 2073 nucleotides. The record is from the annotation of a RefSeq genome assembly. NCBI's taxonomy places the organism in Eukaryota, Heterolobosea, Eutetramitea, Acrasida, Naegleriidae.